Molecule: messenger RNA, 2348 nt
Organism: Synchiropus splendidus (mandarinfish)
Lineage: Eukaryota; Metazoa; Chordata; Actinopteri; Syngnathiformes; Callionymidae
Gene: prkg3
Product: protein kinase cGMP-dependent 3
Exons: 21
Coding region: 229-2256 (675 amino acids)
Biological process (GO): protein phosphorylation
Molecular function (GO): cGMP-dependent protein kinase activity; ATP binding
Source: RefSeq, a predicted model, not a curated record
AAGGGAGAAGUGAAAAUAGUGUCGGCUGAGGAGUAAACACUCGCGUGAGACAGGGCGGCAGCAGCAGGAGAAGUUAUGCCAGAGUGGUGGAGGGAUUCACGCGUCCUCAGGUGUGUCCGGUCGGAAGUCUCUCGGGGGUGGACGAGCUUUGGGAAACUCGACCUGAGCCACUGAAAGGGGAUAUCGGAGGGCCUUUAUCGGCUGCUGUUGUGUGCCUGCAGUGCCGCCAUGGAGAAGCAACUGGAGGAGCUGAAGAAGCAACUGGAAAAACAAUGUCUGGUGAACAGGGAGCUGCAGCAGAAAAACAAAGAUCUGGAGACACGCCUUCAGGAGAAGGAAAGGCUCCUGAAAGAGCUGCAGGGUCAGUAUCCGGACUUUUCCUCUCAGCCCAGCAAUGAUGAGGAUCCAGAGGUCAGGACCAGCAGAGCGGCUGUCAUCGCCUCUGAGCCCAUCCCGGAGACCCUGGAGAUCAGCCGCUCCAGGAAGAACCAGAGUGAGACCAGUCUGAUCGUCAAAGCCAUUCAGAAGAACGACUUCCUGAGUCGCCUGGAUGAUGAGCAGAUCGCCAUGAUGGUGGACCUCCUGGUCACCUCCCACUACAACCCAGGACAGGAGGUCAUCAAGGAGGGAUCUGAGGGAGACAGCAUGUACAUCGUAGCAGCCGGCGAGCUUCAUGUGACUCAGUCGGGCCGCAACCUCAGAACACUGAGCAGUGGUGACGUUUUCGGAGAGCUGGCCAUCCUGUACAACUGUAAACGCACAGCAACAGUCAAAGCAAAGAGCGACGUGCGGCUCUGGUGCAUGGAGCGGCAGACCUAUCGCACCAUCAUCACCAACAAGUCCAAGAAGAAGCGAGAGCAGCUCAUGGGCUUCUUGAAGACGUCGAGGACUCUGAAGGACCUCAACGACGUCCAGCUGUCAAAAAUCAUUGACUCCAUGGAAGAGGUGAAAUACCAAGACAAAGACGUCAUUGUCCGCGAGGGAACCGAAGCAAACACUUUCUACAUCAUCCUGAAAGGAGAGGUCCUGGUGACCAAGAAUGUGGGCGGACAUCAGAAGCAGAUUCGCAGGAUGGGAAAGGGCGAGCAUUUCGGGGAACAGGCCCUUAUACGCGAAGUGUUGAGAACAGCCACAUGCACCGCUGAUGGACCCGUCACCUGCUUCUCCAUCGAUAAAGAAGUGUUUGAAGAAACAAUUCCCAUCGAGCAUCUGGAGCUUUUUGAUGACUCCAAAAUGCUGCAGGAGGCUCAGGUCUCUGAAAAGUCCAGUCCCAGCUCCACUUUGAGGUUCAAGGACUUGGUUCCAGUUCUGUACCAAGAGGGUCGGUAUCAAGGAGAUCCAGUCACCCUUGGAGUCGGAGGGUUCGGCCGCGUGGAGCUGAUGACCACACUGAAUCAUGGGACGUACUACGCCAUGAAGAAGGUCAGCAAGAAGCACAUCGUUGCUAAGAGACAGGAGGAGCACAUGCUGUUUGAGAAGAGGAUUCUGAAAGUGAUCCAGUGUGACUUCAUCGUCAGGCUCCAUGCUGCCUUCAAAGACACUCGGUACAUCUAUAUGGUGAUGGAGUUCUGUGGCGGCGGAGAGAUCUGGACCAAACUCAAGGAAGUAGGCCGGUUCGACGAGCCCAUCGCUGUGUUCUGCACCGCGUGUGUAGUGGAAGCCUACGCCUACCUCCACAAGAAAAACAUCAUGUACAGAGACCUGAAGCCUGAGAACCUGAUGCUGGACGUGAGGGGCUACAUCAAACUGGUGGACUUCGGAUUUGCCAAAGAGCUGGUGCGAGGCGAGAAGACCUACUCAUUUGUCGGAACUCCCGAGUACAUGGCGCCGGAGAUCAUCAAGAACCAGGGUCACGACUUUGCGGUGGACUUUUGGUCCCUUGGGAUUCUGAUCUACGAGCUGCUAGCUGGAAGCCCGCCCUUUUCGAGCUCCGAGCCCCAGAAGAUCUAUGCCAAGAUUCUGGACGGGGUGUUGAAGUUCCCGCCCUAUAUGAGUGAAGCAGCCAAGUCCAUCAUCAGUAAACUGUGCAGACCUCGUCCGGGUCAAAGGUUAGGAAACACGAAGAACGGCAUCAAAGACGUGCGGCACCAUCGGUGGUUCGGCAACAUUAACUGGCACAAACUUCGAGUGGGUCAGUUGGACGCGCCCACCGUGCGCCUGGUUCGAAAGGGUCCCUGCUACAUCAACUUCGACCGCUUCCCUCUGGACCAGUCCAAGGCAGAGGAGGAGUUCUCAGGGUGGGAUCGUGACUUUUAACGUCAGAGGCUCUGGGAUUCUGCUGAGCUGUUUGGAGCCCUGAAACUGCUGCCAUACAUUCUGGAUCAUCAGGAACAAACUGAAAGUCCAAG